UUGUACCACACAGAUAACUAAAGUUACUUUUCAAGCAUAGUUUCUCAAAGAGUUUGUUACACUGAAAAUUGAAAUAUCCGAAGGUGGCCUCAGCGUUAAAUGUGAUUGCGAAAGCGCAAAGUAGAAUUUUUAUAUUUCGCAACACCUGUGUAAUAUUUCCGAGAAUUUUGAUGCUAUUCCACCAUGUCGCUUGUUGAAAGCGGGAACACAGAAAAGGAACAACGAAGUCAAUCGUGGCCUAAUAUCGACUCGACACAUGAUGCCGAACUCCCACACGAAAGUGAUGAUCAACUUUUCGAAGAAAUGAACGCCGAAGAUAAUGUUCAACUAAGUCAUAACUCGAAGUCAAAUUCUGAAACGGGCGACAUCAAAGGGAAUCCCAAUCUAUUGACAUUAUAUAACGUUCCGGAAACAAACCUUUCCACCACGGACGACAACGGGAAGAAUGAGCUGAAAAAACUUGAGGUUCAUGAAGAAGAGAAUGCUUCGGCUGAUCUAGCUUGGGAAGAUGGUGUUGCAACAUUGCCCGGCAGCAAUUUGAAAUUUCGAAUGAAUUCUACAGGAUACCUUGAAGUUAUAAGCGAUGACGAAGACAUUGCUAACAGUGAAAGAUCCCCAACCGAUCAUGGUCAAAACCAAAACGAAUAUAACGAACCUUCUGUUUUAGAAAUUAAAAUGGAGGCAGAAACACCAGUUAAUAUGGAAGGAAAGCUUACAGACGAUGAUGAAAUAAGAAAUGAAGGCGAUAACAUUGAGUACAUGACCUGCAUAAAUACGGAGCAUUCGUCUACCGGUGCUUAUAACAAAGAAUUGCGGACUUGCUCGUUUUGCGGACAUGUCGGCAGAGCUUCACACUUCUUGGGUGCUUAUUGCGGGAAGAAAUGUAUCGCACAGAACGCAAGGACUCACAAACGCAAACUUAGCAUCAUACCCCAGCCUGCAAAGAAGAAGCAAAUCGGCAAGACAGGGGAUCUCAAAAUCAAGAUUCGUCUUCCUUCCUCGAGCUUUGGAUCUCACGGCUUCGACGAACCAAAGACAAAACUCAACAACCCCGACACACCACGAGUAAAAGGCCAAGUUGAGUUUAGUUGGUCCAAAUACUUGGAGGAGUGUGUCGCCAUCGGUGCCACUGAAAAAUAUUUCAGACUGGUAUCUGGAAGAGAUCCAUAUCCCUUAAAACCGAACAAUUUCAAAGUGGGCUUUCUUCUAGAAGCGAUAGACCCUUUAAACCAGUCUUUAUUUUGUGCUAUGUCAGUGGUACGUGUCCGUGGCCACCGACUAAGGUUGCAAUUCCUCGGCUACAAAGACUGCUAUGAUAUUUGGGUGAAUUCCGACUCUCCGUUCAUCUUUCCUUGUGGGUUCUGUGAACGGACAGGAAGAAAGCUAGCCCCGCCCAAAGUACUCGAUCCGGAAACGUUUAGUUGGAACGCAUACGCAGAACGCAUGCCCAACUUUACAAUCGCUCCUGAAGAGGUCUUCGCUUCCAUGCCCCAUUCAUUGUCGAACCUUACUAAGUUUGAGCUUAACGAUAAACUGGAAGCGAUCGAUCGACAAAAUUCGGAGCUAAUAUGCGUUGCCACUAUUAUAGACAUGCUGGGUGAACACGUUCUUGUACAUUUUGAUGGCUGGGAAUCGGAAUACGAUUACUGGUCACGCACCUCAUCCGCGCUUAUUCACCCUGUCGGGUGGUGCCAGGAGAACGGUCGACUACUUUCUCCUCCCCAAGGUUUUGUGGGCGAAUAUUUUACCUGGGAUCAGCAUCUUAAUGAAACAGGGCGACGGGCAGCACCAGCGGAAUGCUUUGAAUGCAUCCAACACGAGUUUGAAGUUGGAAUGAAGCUUGAAGCCGUCGACCCACGCAACCAAUCGUUAGUGCGAGUUGCAACCGUUAGUGAAAUAGAAAAACAUAGAAUUAAAGUUCACUUCGACGACUGGAAUACGAUUUACGACGAGUGGUAUGACGUAGACAGCUUCGACAUACACCCUAUAAACUGGUGCCAGAAAACAGACCACCCGCUUGAACCCCCGGUCGUUGUAAAAGAUCGAGAUCUUUCUAAAGGCGGUUGUCCUACCCCCGGUUGCUCAGGUAUUGGGCACGUUAAAUCAACCAAGUUUCAGAAUAAUCAUCGCAAGCAUCAUUCUGAGUUUGGUUGCCCGUACGCUCCGAAGAAUCUUAACAAAGCGGUGAUGUAUGAUCGCCUUGCCAAUCGGGCACCUAGAAGAUGCGCCCGAAGUACCUCACAUACUACCAGCAAUGUUGCAAGGAGGGAUUCGAUUAAUAAUCCUGUGCCGAAAAAGCGAGGAAGGCGUCGUCGCCCCGAAGCGAACUUGUAUUCUAGUUACAGCGUCGACAGAAAAUCUAGCUAUGAAGCAAAUGUCUCCACGCAAUCUUCUUCGUACCACCACCAACGUCGCCAUCGUUGUCGCAGGCACGCGCGAACAAGAAAGUCGGUUGAUUCCUUGGGUUCAUCUGAGCAAGCCUUCCUGCCAGGUCUAAACCCCUUCCCGAAUCGAGAACUACCUGUAUGCUGGGAAAAGAAUGUGCGACGUCUGCCUGGUGUAGAAGGCAUCAAAGCACAGCAAGUAAAAACAUGGUCUAUAGAGAAAGUUGCAGAAUUCAUUAACGUCCUAACCGGGAAGACUGAAUGUGGGACUUUCUUUAUCGACCACGAAAUAGACGGAGAGUCACUUCUUCUCUUAACCCAAGAAGACAUUUUAAAAAUUCUUAAAAUUAAACUCGGUCCUGCAGUAAAAAUAUACAACGCUAUUCUAAUGUUUAAAACUGUCGAUCCUAACGCUUUCUCUGCAGCUUGGUAAAUGCGAACAUCCGUCGCCGUUGGUAUUGGUCAAUAAAUCACUUGUCAACGCUUUUUUUUCUAUAAGUUCCAUGUUCGAUAUCUUGUACAGAAUGAUAUAUUGGGUUCACCGUGGUCAAUAUUCUUAAACAUUUUCCGUUUCCGUUGUAUUUUUACUGCCGUUCUGCUUUAGAUAAUAAAUCGGAUAGAAAAGAAU
Messenger RNA from Ciona intestinalis (vase tunicate), 3012 nucleotides. RefSeq names its product zinc finger (C2H2)-1 (gene zf(c2hc)-1). The record is from RefSeq and is a predicted model, not a curated record. Gene Ontology annotation, cellular component: nucleus. Gene Ontology annotation, biological process: negative regulation of DNA-templated transcription. Lineage: Eukaryota; Metazoa; Chordata; Ascidiacea; Phlebobranchia; Cionidae. Gene Ontology annotation, molecular function: chromatin binding; zinc ion binding; histone binding.